GAGAGAUGGUUUUCCCCAAUACUUACGUAUCGUUACACGUUCCCAUUUCUCCACCAUAUAGAGCUCAGUAACCUGGGGAAAUCGAAAGAGAAUGAAGCCAAUUAACGAAUACAAUACCGACUUGACUUGGCUUCCCUGUGGAAUACGCACCAUGAGGUAUCUGAACCACCAGUAGCUGGCAAACUCCACAACAUUGUCGAGAAUCAUGUUGCUCAUUUCGAUAAAUUCAAACAAUAAAACGGAAAGGGGCAAAUUAGCGCGUUUUAAGUGGUCGAAUUUAAUUUCUCCCCCUAUCUUUAUACUAAAUUAACAGAGUUAGACAACGCAACCACACAGAAAGAGAGAGACACAGAGGAGUUCCAGUGUUGGACAGUGCUUAAAUCAGAGCCAUCAGCUGUUGCUAGCCACAUUGGAAAAUUGUUUACAAAACAUUUUGAAAUAAUUCAUACAAGCAGAAAUGACAAAUUUCGUUGUUAAGCUGCUGCAACGCACCCAACUGUCCCACAGCCAAGUGGAUGUAAAGCCCUUCAUCUAUGCCCGGAGCAACUGGCUGGACGACGAGGCCGAGUUUCACUUUUUGUCCACAUUCAACAACCAAAAUUAUAAAGGCAGCCUGAAAUAUACGGAAAUACGAAGUGCCGCCAAUGAUCUCGAGCUGGAGUACGAGACAUUCCUUACCGAAUGCAAGAACGCCCUCACGACACACAUGGGACUGACCGGAUUCGAUUACGAGAUAUCCCAGGACGACGAGCAGCAACAGGUCUUCAAACUGUACAAAUGCGCCGGCUAUGAGACGCUAUACCUGGACAUCCCGCUCAAAAAAGUAUCCAACUGCUAUCAGCUGCUGGAUGCAGCCAUUGAUCUGGGCCACCAGCAGGCAACGUCGGCUCCUUCCACAGAUCUUGACCCGUUAACAAAAUGUACGGUCGAAGAGUACGAGAAAUACGUGACGUCAACGAAACUAAAGGAAUCGCAAAUGCUCAAAAAGUUUAUUCUGCUUAUAAAUAGCAAAAAGGCACACAUCAGAGAUCUGAAGAGACAACUGGAGGAGCGACCCGAUAAGCAUUCCAAGCAGAGGAUAAUCUCUGACAAUGAAGACACCGAUGAAGACGGUGAGGAGGAGGAGGAGGAGUUUGGGGCGGCCACGCAAGCAAUGGAUAGUGAAAAGGACUCGUAG
Drosophila obscura is the source of this 1177-nucleotide messenger RNA. RefSeq lists its product as uncharacterized. The record is from RefSeq and is a predicted model, not a curated record. Gene Ontology annotation, cellular component: DNA-dependent protein kinase-DNA ligase 4 complex; DNA ligase IV complex; nucleus. NCBI's taxonomy places the organism in Eukaryota, Metazoa, Arthropoda, Insecta, Diptera, Drosophilidae. The transcript has a single exon. Bases 458 to 1177 code for a protein of 239 amino acids. Gene Ontology annotation, biological process: response to X-ray; DNA recombination; double-strand break repair via nonhomologous end joining. Gene Ontology annotation, molecular function: DNA binding.